UUUUAUUAUUUAAAGUGAUUUUCCAACUUGAAUUUUUCCAACAAAAUGUAAAAUAAUCUAACUUUUGUUUUGGUAACAGAAAUAAACUUUCCAUACCUUUUCGUGAUCUGAGAAAAAUAAAAGUUACAAAAUUUCUAGCUAUUAUCGGGAAUAAAAGUUAUUAAAACACCAUGUGUAUUCAAGUUUAAGAUUAAUUCCGUUCAAAAAUAGGGUUAAUAAUUGUAAAAGACCCACUUCUUUUAACAAGGCCUUCCACCAAUGACGGACUUCCCACAGGGGUUCUUAAUUGACCGAGACACUCUGUGGUUAUGCCAGUAAUUAGGGUAUGAAAAAGAUCUUUUUUUCAACUAAUUGGACUCUUUCAUAGAGUAGUUUGCAUGUAUAACUUAACGUUUAUAGCAAAUUCACAGUCAAUUGAUAACGCUUCCCCGUUGUGGCGAUUUAGCAUUUUUUAAUAAGAUAUCAUAUCCCAGGAUGGAUUUUUUAUCAUUCAAAAAUUGUUAAACAACAAAACACACAAAAGACAAUUAUAUUUAAAUUUCAUAAUCAAAAUCUCAAUGACUUUUUAUUGGCUAGAGUCUUUGCGAAAAUUGUUGUUUUCGUUUUUCUUUCAUACACAAUUCGAUUUUAAAAGUCACUCGAAAUAUAUACAGAAAAAAUCUGUAUUGUUGCAAAGAGUAUAGGAAGAAACUGUGCAAUUUUUUUUGGAAGAAAAUCAAGAACAAAAUGGCCAAGGUAUCCGAAAGUGUUAUGAUCGAUAUAAAAGAUACCAUUACUAUUUUCGAUAAAGUCGGUGACGGCAAAUUGAAUGUCAAUGAUAUCGUUAAUGCAUUGCGAUCGUUAGAUUUAAAUCCUGGAUCGACCGAUUGGGACGACACUAUUAACGAUUACAUUCAAAGUGGUGUAUCUCGUAUAGAUUCUGAGCAGUUUGCUGCGAUAUAUGAUGAAGAGAGGCAUAAGAAAAUUGCUAGUUAUAAGGAACUCUCAGAAGGUCUUAAAGCAAUCGAUCCAGUCAGUGGAGAACUGGGUUUGGUUAACAGAGCCGCUUUGUCUCGCUACUUGACAGUUCUUGGAGACAAGAUAACCGAGGACGAAGCAGAGGUAAUUAUAAAGAAUUGUUUGGACAAAGGUGGAAAGAAUGUGGUGAUUGACACUGUAAUUAAAACUGUCAUGGGAGAUUUGUGAGAGACGAAUAUCACAGUGUAAUUAAAAUUGUUUGUAAACUUUGCCGUAAGUUGUGUAAAACGGGUGUAUAGCUUCUUUUAACCAGUAAUAUAUCAUUUUCUUUCUU
Hydractinia symbiolongicarpus is the source of this 1291-nucleotide messenger RNA. RefSeq lists its product as uncharacterized. The record is from RefSeq and is a predicted model, not a curated record. Gene Ontology annotation, cellular component: myosin II complex. Gene Ontology annotation, molecular function: calcium ion binding. Lineage: Eukaryota; Metazoa; Cnidaria; Hydrozoa; Anthoathecata; Hydractiniidae. Bases 727 to 1185 code for a protein of 152 amino acids. The transcript has 3 exons.